CUUUUUAGGAGUUGUUGGUUAAAUUUCAUGCUGCUUGGAUUCGCUUCUUGAAAGUAUCAUAACCAGUUCAUAUUCUAUCCUGUUUCCCAGGCGUCCUUUGCUGCGCCUUUUCCCCCGCGUUCCUGAGAAAUGCUAUCUUGCCUUCCCAAUGGCUACAGAGACCGUCCAGCAUUUAAUACAUGAUGAACUACCAGACUCUGCCGUCCCACAAAACGAAUCUGUCGACACAGGAAAUAAUAGUAAUGACAAGCAAAGCCGGAAUCUAACUUCUGUACGGCCAAUCCGUCAGCAAUCUACGAAUCCGUUUCUUAUUACUCCGGACACAUCGGAGGACAAGGAUCUAGGGCCCUCAUCGCGCAAAUGGCAGAUUGGUGACUUCCAACUUGUUAGGACGCUUGGAACUGGUACUUUCGCGCGAGUAUGGCUGGCGAAGCCGCGAAGGCGAAGCGAGCGGAAAGACCAGGUUUAUGCAUUGAAAAUACUCCGUAAAGCUGAUGUGGUAAAACUGAAGCAAGUCGAGCACGUUCGCAAUGAGCGAAAGACGCUUGCGGCUGUCUCCGGACACCCUUUCAUGAUGUCCAUGGUAGCAUCAUUCGCUGAUGACCAAUGUUUAUAUCUACUGCUGGAUUACUGCCCUGGAGGCGAAGUAUUCAGCUAUUUACGCCGCGCGAGACGGUUCAACGAGGCUACCACGAAGUUCUACGUUGCGGAGAUCACACUCGCGAUUGAAUAUCUACACGACGUCCAUGGAAUUGCCUAUCGCGACCUCAAGCCGGAAAACAUCCUUUUAGACGCCGAGGGCCAUAUCAAAUUAGUCGAUUUCGGUUUUGCUAAGCAAUUGGGUCAUCCCGGGCUCAGCUUCACUCUAUGCGGCACCCCGGAGUACCUUGCUCCAGAAGUGAUUCAGAACAGUGGCCACGGCCUCGCGGUAGACUGGUGGGCACUGGGAAUCCUCAUCUACGAGUUCCUGGUUGGUCAGCCGCCAUUCUGGGACCAGAAUCCGAUGCGCAUCUACGAACAAAUUGUCCAAGGCCGCCUUCGUUUCCACCCCAUCAUGUCCUAUGCAGCACGGAAUAUUGUAUCGGCGCUCUGUAAGACUAAUCCGACAGAGCGAUUGGGGUACAUAUGCGGCGGCUCUGCUCGUAUUAAAAUACAUCCGUUCUUCGAAGGAAUCAAUUGGGACGACAUCUAUCACCGGCGCUCAAAGGGUCCCAUCAUUCCAAGAGUUGAUCACCCUGCAGAUACCGGUAACUUCGAACAAUAUCCUGAUCCUCCGGAUCCGAGAACUUUGGAAUCGUAUACCAGUGAAAUGAAACAGAAGUAUGAAAGUUUGUUCAGUGACUUCUAAGUCUGCAGCAUUUUGGACCCCAGCCCUCAGAAACAGUUAACUAUAUAUAUGAUUCUACACAUGAGAUUUACGAACUUUAUACCAUUGCUCAUCAAGCUACACUAGGAUCGCAGUCAUGCCGCAUGCUCUUUCUUUCUGUCCAUCUAUCUCCUCUGUUUCGGGGUUUCAGACUGCAAGUCCAUUACCAUUGCUUAAACUCACUUUCCCAAUAUGAUCCAAUUCCUUACUUGAAUGUGGACCGCAAAAAAAAAAAAAAAAAAAAAAAAGAGAGAGAAAGAAAAACUAUCUGGAAUGCAGACAAUGCCUGCAUAAGUGUUCCUGGGGUGUUUAAUUAUAUCCUGUUCCAAGACCACUAUGUUACAUAAUUAUAUCCAACGCCUUCUUUUUUUUUUUUUUUUUUUUUUUUUUAUCACCUGUGCACUUAGAUCGUUUGUUUUAUUUAUCUUUAUGGGCUUCAUGUGGACAUAGGUAUACACUUGAUCUUCAGUGUAGUAUCAUCCCAUACACACUUUGCCCCUGUACAAUGUACAGUGCAAGAUAAAGAUUAACCUUCAUCCAUCCUCGCUAAAUCAUCUAUUUGCG
Messenger RNA from Monascus purpureus, 1930 nucleotides. The record is from the annotation of a GenBank genome assembly. Lineage: Eukaryota; Fungi; Ascomycota; Eurotiomycetes; Eurotiales; Aspergillaceae.